Messenger RNA from Nematostella vectensis (starlet sea anemone), 1041 nucleotides. RefSeq names its product 2-(hydroxymethyl)glutarate dehydrogenase. Gene Ontology annotation, molecular function: NADP binding; 3-hydroxyisobutyrate dehydrogenase activity; NAD binding. Lineage: Eukaryota; Metazoa; Cnidaria; Anthozoa; Actiniaria; Edwardsiidae. Gene Ontology annotation, cellular component: mitochondrion. Gene Ontology annotation, biological process: L-valine catabolic process. The transcript has a single exon. The coding region runs from base 1 to 1041 and encodes 346 amino acids. The record is from RefSeq and is a predicted model, not a curated record.
AUGAAUGGAGCACGGUUUUUGGCUAGAAAUGCUUUUCUUUGGAGAGCGGCCUUUUCCAUGUCUACUUCAGCGAGUCCACGUACUGUCGGACUCGUCGGUACGGGAAAUGUUGGUUCAGCUGUUGCAGUUGGGCUCAGGAAAAUCGAUGUAUCGGUGAAAGCAUUCGACCUUCAGCAAAACAAUUACAACUUUCUUGAAAGCACCGGUACUACACUAGUAAACUCGCCAGAGGAAGUGACAAAAGAUGUCGAUGUUCUUAUUACAGCUCUGCCGAAACCCCAGCACGUCAAGUCCGCUCUUGAGGAUACUGGGAUGCUGUCGAUGCUCAAAGAGGGAAGUGUCUGGAUCGAUCACACCACUACAGACUACAACGAGACCAUACGGCUUGGAGAGCUUGCUACAAGCAAGGGGGUGCACGCCGUUGAAGCCCCCCUAACUGGCGGAGUGAGCCUACUCAAGCAAGGGCUCAUGACAGUGUUUGUUGGUGGAGAAGAAAAAGUCGUGCAGGAUGUCAAACCGUUAAUGGAUUCUUACACGGCGACCUUUCUGUACUUCGGUCCACUUGGGAAAGCGACCGUAGCCAAAGUGAUCAGUAACAUGCUAUGUGCUGCACAUCUCGUAGCUGCCGGGGAAGCGCUCAUGCUCGCGAAGAAAGCAGGUUUAGAUAUGAGUAAUUUCUUUGACGGAAUCCGUUAUAGUGCUGGAAACUCGUACGUUUUUGAAACGGAAGUACCACUUAUGUUCAAUGGAAGCUAUGACCCAGAUUUCACCAUUGAUCUACAUUGCAAAGAUUUAGCCCUCGGCCGGGAGAUCGCCACUUCUAAUGACUCUCCACUAGAGCUACUAGGGCUGACCGAAGAUAUCUAUAGAAGAGCUAUGGAGAAGUACGGGAAAGAUGUGGGCUCCAGUUUCCCUGCCAAAAUGUUGGAAGAUGAUACAGGGAUCUCGCAACAGCAACCAGGCUGGGAAAAAUGGUCUUACACCAUGGAGCGAGUGAGCGGCGGAGGGAUUGGCGUGGUCCAUAGAAACCGCGGGAAAUGA